AUGGUGGCUGAAUCCUCGCCCUCAAACAUAUACUCUCUACACCCGCCUCUCGCGUUUGGACCAUCGAACCCUUCAUCAUCAGGGCAAAAGUCGUGGAAACCCCGCAUUGGUUUUCUUUCCUCAGCCUCGCAGUCGAACUCGAAUUCAAAUUCACAUUUUAGCGUCCAGGAUGAGGGCAACGAGUUGAGGCAACAAUAUACCAAUGCGAGUGCGAGGAGCAAACAUGUACCAAAAUGGUGGAAGAUACGGCUGUUUAGGGGCAUGGUACUUGAUGUGAGGAGGCGGCUGCCCUACUAUUGGGGCGAUUGGAAGGACGCAUGGGAUUAUAGGGUAGUGCCGGCCACGGUGUAUAUGUAUUUCGCCAAUAUAUUGCCUGCGCUGGCAUUCUCAUUGGAUAUGUUUACCAAAACAAACAUGAGUUAUGGCGUUAAUGAAGUGCUUCUUGCUUCUGUUUUGGGAUCUGUCGUUUUUGCAAUAUUUGCUGCCCAGCCGCUGGUUAUUGUGGGUGUUACUGGGCCCAUUACAGUCUUUAAUUAUACGGUUUACGACAUCAUGGCACCUACAGGCACCAACUAUCUCGCUUUUAUGGCAUUAAUUGGGCUAUGGUCCCUAGUCAUGCAUUGGAUAUUAGCGGCCACCAAUGCAUGCAAUGCCUUGAAAUACGUCACAAGAUUUUCGUGUGAUAUAUUUGGAUUCUACGUCGCAUUCAUUUAUCUCCAGAAAGGGAUCCAGGUCCUAAGUCGGCAGGGAUCAGAUGAAGCCUUCUAUCUCUCUGUCAUGGUCGCGCUACUAGUACUUGUGGUAGGCUACAUCUGUGGAGCUAUUGGCACAAGUGCUUUGUUCCAGCAUUAUAUCCGUGUCUUCAUCAAAGAUUACGGAACACCGCUCACGGUGGUCUUCUUUACGGGCUUCGUUCACAUCGGAAAGAUGAGCGAGGUAAAUUUAGCCACCCUGCCUACAAGCAGGGCGUUCUUUCCAACGAUUGAACGGGGAUGGUUUAUACAUUUCUGGGAUGUAAGGGUCUCCGAUGUUUUCAUCGCUAUCCCGUUUGCGGUUUUGCUCACUGUUCUCUUCUAUUUCGACCACAAUGUAUCGUCUCUUAUCGCACAAGGCACCGAGUUUCCUCUCCGCAAACCAGCCGGCUUCCACUGGGAUCUCUUUCUCCUGGGGUUGACGACCGGUGUCGCAGGUCUUCUCGGGAUACCAGCCCCCAAUGGACUCAUCCCACAAGCACCGUUCCACACAGAUUCCUUAUGCGUGACCAAAAUCGUUGCUGAUCCGAACGAAGAAGGUGCCAACAAGGGGCACGUCGUCGCAAAAAUCGACCACGUUGUUGAGCAACGCUUUUCUAAUCUCGCCCAAGGAAUACUUACUCUUGGGACCAUGACCGGUCCUCUACUUGUCGUUAUCCACCUAAUCCCCCAAGGGGUUCUUGCAGGCCUCUUCUUCGUUAUGGGGGUACAAGCCCUAGAAGGCAAUGGCAUCACGCAGAAAAUUAUCUUCCUUUGUAGAGACAAAUCUCUAACACCAGCCUCGGAGCCACUGAAACGCAUCCAACGCCGUCUUGCCAUCUGGGUUUUUGUCGCCAUUCAACUCAUUGGUUUCGGAGCCACUUUCGCUAUCACGCAGACCAUCGCCGCUGUCGGGUUUCCGAUUUUCAUUCUGAUUUUGAUCCCUAUCCGAACGUUCGUCCUACCAAGAUGGUUUCGAGAGGAGGAGCUGGCAAUUCUUGAUGGUCCAACAGCAAGUCCGUUCACUAUGAUUAGUGUUGGCGGGAACUUCGGCGAGGAUGUGGCAGAUCUAAAUGAGAGGAGCCAGACAAUUGCUGCGGGGGCUGGGUCCACUAGUGGCAGGGUCAAUGAGGGAAUAUUAUUGGGAGGUCAGAAAAGCGGCGAUGAUAGCGAUGAAGGAAAGGCUGAGAGGGGCGAGGGCCCCAGCUUUGGGAAGAGUGGAAUGAAGAGGAGGGAGAGUGUGAAGAAUGAAGGCAGAAGUGGAAGGUGGGAGGAGGAUUUUGAGAUGCAUACUCCCCGAGUCAGUAGGAGGAGCGUGAGUCGACAAUCGAAGUGA
Venustampulla echinocandica is the source of this 2067-nucleotide messenger RNA. RefSeq lists its product as uncharacterized. The coding region runs from base 1 to 2067 and encodes 688 amino acids. Gene Ontology annotation, molecular function: borate efflux transmembrane transporter activity; solute:inorganic anion antiporter activity. Gene Ontology annotation, cellular component: fungal-type vacuole; plasma membrane. NCBI's taxonomy places the organism in Eukaryota, Fungi, Ascomycota, Leotiomycetes, Helotiales, Pleuroascaceae. The transcript has 6 exons. The record is from RefSeq and is a predicted model, not a curated record. Gene Ontology annotation, biological process: borate transport; monoatomic ion homeostasis; transmembrane transport.